AUGGCCUGCUGCAACACCAGCUUCUGUGGAUUUCCCAGCUGCUCCACCUGCAGGACCUGUGGCUCCAGCUGCUGCCAGCCAAACUGCUGCCAGACCAGCUGCUGUCAGCCAAGCUGCUGUGGGUCUAGCUGCUGCCAGCCAAGUUGCUGCCAGAUCAGCUGCUGCCAGCCAAGCUGCUGCGGGACCAGCUGCUGUGGGACCGGAGGUGGCUUCGGCUAUGGCAUCGGCUAUGGCCAGGACGGUGGCUCUGGAGCUGUGAGCUGCCGCACCAGGUGGACCCGCCCAGACUGCCGCGUGGAGGGCACCUGCCUGCCCCCCUGCUGCGUGGUGAGCUGCAUUCCCCCAUCCUGCUGCCAGCUGCACCACUCCCAGGCCUCCUGCUGCCGCCCAUCCUACUGUGGACAGUCCUGCUGCCGCCCAGCCUGCUGCUGUUACUGCUGCCAGCCCACCUGCUGUGAGCUCACCUGCUGUGAGCCCACCUGCUGCCAGUCCACCUGCUAA
Molecule: messenger RNA, 501 nt
Organism: Choloepus didactylus (southern two-toed sloth)
Lineage: Eukaryota; Metazoa; Chordata; Mammalia; Pilosa; Megalonychidae
Product: keratin-associated protein 1-4-like
Exons: 1
Coding region: 1-501 (166 amino acids)
Cellular component (GO): keratin filament
Source: RefSeq, a predicted model, not a curated record